Molecule: messenger RNA, 2509 nt
Organism: Lobosporangium transversale
Lineage: Eukaryota; Fungi; Mortierellomycota; Mortierellomycetes; Mortierellales; Mortierellaceae
Product: DNA ligase 1
Exons: 12
Coding region: 18-2498 (826 amino acids)
Biological process (GO): Okazaki fragment processing involved in mitotic DNA replication; DNA biosynthetic process; DNA repair
Cellular component (GO): nucleus; mitochondrion
Molecular function (GO): DNA binding; DNA ligase (ATP) activity; ATP binding
Source: RefSeq, a predicted model, not a curated record
UUUGACCACUAACAACCAUGACAUUACAUCAGAGCCGCCUAUCAUUUGGCCGACCAAAAGCAGCUUUGGUGGCGUCAGGCGGUAAUUCAGCCAGGGACAAGAAUGUAGACCAACAAAGUUCAGAUUCACGGACAAAUGCUGAUAAUACCAUUGGAUCUGGGGGUACAAGUGCUAAGGCUGUCCAGGAAUCGGCAAUGGAAGAGGAUACUGAAGGAGAUACCUUCAAAGUAAAGAAGAGGUCUCGUCGAACAAUCCAAUCCGAUGAUGAAAUAGAAGAAGCAGCAGUGAAAGUCAAUGAGACCAAAAUCCACUCUAUGCAAGAGCAAAAAGAGGAAGAGCUUGCAGCUACAACGAAAAAACUCAAACUGGACUCAAUUUUGCCUUGCGAAACAAAAGGAUCGAUAACUGAUUCAUCACCUGAACCAAAACUAAAGAAAUCUGAACCAAUGGAGACCAUAGAUUCUGAAGAAGUAAAAGAUCGUAAUGACGAAGCAGAUGCACAAGUGAAUGAAAUCGAGCAACUGCAAGAAGCUGUUGAGAUCAAACAAGCUGCAGCCAAAUGGGCUGACAUGUUGUCAAGUUCGAAAGACAUGGACUCGGCAUCAUGGAAGAAAGGCGAGCCUGUUCCAUACGCGGCUCUGUGUCAGACGUUUGAACAGAUUGAAGGAACAACAAAACGUCUCCAGAUUUUGGACUAUCUUGUUAAGUUUCUGAUUGCUGUUAUUAGACAGAGUCCAGAGAGUUUGCUUACCGUCAUCUAUCUUUCCAUCAAUAAGCUUUGUCCGGAGUACGAAGGAAUUGAACUGGGAAUUGGAGAAUCGUUACUCAUGAAAGCCAUUGCAGAGUCAACUGGACGAGAAAUGAAAAAAAUCAAAGCCGACUAUGCCGAGAUUGGAGAUCUUGGUGCUAUUGCCAUGAACAGUAGAAGUAACCAACCAACAAUGUUUAAGCCUAAAGCUCUGACUAUAUCGCAUGUUUUCAAGACCCUCAAAGACAUUGCCUCAUUAUCAGGAAACUCAUCUCAAAAACAAAAAGUCGACAAGAUUAAGCUGCUCCUAGUAUCCUGUCGUAACAAAGAGGCCAAAUACCUUAUGCGCUCUUUGGAAGGCAAAUUGAGGAUUGGGCUGGCAGAGAGGACUGUCGUUGUUGCUUUAGCACAGGCUAUUGUUCUGUCUAGACCUGAUAUAAAGAAAUUAUCUAAGGAAAAGUUGCAAGUUGAACUUGAGGAUGCUGCAUCAGUCGUCAAGUCUGUAUACAGUGAGUUGCCAUGCUAUGAUCUAAUUGUCCCGGCGCUUCUCAAAGAUCAUAUCAAAGGACUUCAAGAAGCAUGUAAAUUAACUCCUGGCAUCCCUCUGAAACCCAUGUUGGCACAUCCAACAAAGGCACUGACAGACAUUUUGGACCGGUUCGAAAGUAUUCCAUUUACCUGCGAGUAUAAAUACGAUGGUGAGCGCGCACAAAUCCAUAAGCUAAAGGAUGGAAGUAUGAAAAUCUACAGCCGAAACUCAGAGAAUAUGUCAAACAAAUAUCCCGAUGUCAUGGAGCGGCUACACAAGUUCGCUAAACCAGAUACAGAAUCAUUUGUUUUGGAUUGCGAGGCAGUUGCCUGGGAUCGUGAACAAAAGUGCAUUCUGCCUUUCCAAGUUCUGAGCACACGUAAGCGCAAGGAUGUCAAAGAAGAGGAUAUCAAGGUUCAGGUUUGCAUCUUUGCGUUCGAUUUAUUAUACUUCAACGGCGAAUCACUUCUUCGUGAGCCCCUUGAGAAACGUCGUGAGUUGCUGUUGACGCACUUUAACCAAGUCGAUGGAGAGUUUGCUUUCGCAAAAAGUAUGAACUCGACUCAAAUCGAGGACAUUCAAACCUUCCUUGAUCAAAGUGUUGCUGAAAAUUGUGAAGGAUUGAUGGUGAAAACACUGAAUGGCACGGAGGCAACCUAUGAGCCUUCAAAAAGAUCCCGAAACUGGCUCAAAGUUAAGAAAGACUAUCUCUCAGGAGUAGGGGAUUCCAUUGACCUAGUUGUGAUUGGUGCAUACGUGGGUCGAGGUAAGCGUACAGGAGUUUAUGGGGGAUAUCUUUUAGCCUGCUAUGAUCCUGAUCGCGAGGUGUACCAAUCCAUUUGCAAGAUUGGUACUGGAUUCAGCGAGCAAGAUUUGGAGGAUCAUUAUAAGGAGCUCAAGGAACAUGUUAUCCCUGAACCAAAGUCAUACUAUAUGCUGGGCGAGGGUAACAGACCCGAUGUCUGGUUUGCCCCUGUCCGUAUCUGGGAAAUUAAAUGUGCGGAUCUAUCUGUCAGUCCUGUUUAUAAGGCAGCGGUUGGCAUUGUAGAUCCAACCAAGGGUAUCUCGCUCCGGUUCCCGAGAUUCAUUCGUGUCCGUGAUGAUAAACAGCCGGAGAAUGCGACCACGAGCGAGCAGAUUGCUGAUAUGUACAAUGACCAAAAAUUGAACACGGUUAAAAAUGGAUCGAGCUUGGGUGUUGACAUGGACUAUGACUAUUAGCACCUGAAAUG